AUGCAAAAGAUGAAUGAAAGUUCUAUGGAUAAUGGUGGUAUAAGAAUUAGACAUUCAUUUACUGAGCAAGAUAUUCAUGUCGAUAAUGUGCAACAUGAGAGCUCAAUACAAAAUCAAUUUAAUUUAGCAGAGUCUGUCGAUGUUACUAAGAAAAUGAAGAAGUCGCCAAUGGCUUCAACAUCCUUGAAUCAUUCAUGUUGGUCAAGACAUCGAACUGCAACAGGUGUAGGUGCAUUUGCUCUCUUCGCAACCUUAACAAUGACUACAAGCAUCAUAAUAGUUUGUCUGACUUCACCAAAAGCAAAAGUUCAACAGUGUGAACUGAAAUUCAUACAAACUCCUUUAAACCCGGUGGAAUAUAAUUUCGGCCCUCGAUCUGUUGCUGUUGGCAAUUUCAAUGACGACGAAUUGUUAGAUAUUAUUGUUGCCAAUAGUAUCGUUAAUAGUAUAUCUGUAUUCCUUGGAUAUAACAAUGGUGCUUUUGCAAGUAAAAUGACGUAUUCGACUGGUUUAUAUUCUACUCCGUAUAUGGUAGCGAUCGGUGACUUUAACAACGAUCAUCACAUGGAUAUUGCUGUCGCAUAUUUCGGCACUAAUAGCAUCGGUAUAUUUCUUGGAUUUGGAAACGGUUCUUUUAUUAAUACAACAGUAAUCUCAACUAAUUCAUCUCGUCCAAUUUGGAUACAUAUAGCUGAUCUCGAUAAUGACACAUCACUCGAUAUCGUUACAGCUAAUUAUGGAACUGAUAGUAUUAGCAUAUUUUAUGGAUCUGGAGAUGGAACUUUUUCAUAUCCGAUCACAUAUUCAGCAGGCUACGAUUCGUCACCAUUCUCAGUCAUCAGUGGACAUUUUAACAAUGAUGAUCAUUUAGAUCUUGCUAUUGCCAAUUAUGGUACAAAUAAUAUAGCUAUAUUUAUUGCAAAUGGCAACAGAACCUUUUUACAACAACAAAUAUUUUUAACUGGUAUGAAUUCACAUCCAUAUUCACUCAUUGUUGGUCAUUUUAAUGAUGACAAAUUAUUAGAUAUUGCUGUCGCGAAUUAUGGCACUAACAAUGUCGGUGUAUUUCUAGGUAACAUCAACAGAAUUUUUACUAGUCAAACAGCAUACUCGCUUAAUACUUCUUCGCCAUUUUCUAUUGGUCUUGGUGAUUUUAACAAAGAUAAUCGACUUGAUUUAGUCGUUAGUAAUCAAGGUAUUAAUAAUAUAGGAAUGUUACUGGGACUUGGCAAUGGCAGUUUCUCUGAACCAACAAUGAAUUCAACUGGUUCUUCUUCUUCCAACUCGCUUGCUGUAGUUGAUUUCAAUAAAGACAAUCUACUUGAUGUCAUUAUCAUCAGCAAUGAUACUGGCAGCAUCGGUAUCCUCUUUGGUUAUGAUGAAGGCUUUCAACCACAAACUUUGUAUCCAACUGGCUCUAAUCCAGGCUCUGUAGCUGUUGGUGAUUUCAACAAUGACAGUCUACUAGAUAUCGUCGUUGCUAAUACAGGUGACAACACUACAAGUAUACUACUCGGAUAUGGCAAUGGUUCGCUUGCCAAUCAGACUACCUAUCCAGCUGGCUCUUCGCCACAAUCUGUAGCUGUUGGUGAUUUCAACAAUGACACCCGACUGGAUAUCGUUAUUGCCAACUAUGGUGACAGCACUGUAAGCGUACUUCUCGGAUAUGGCAAUGGUUUGUUUGCAAAUCAAACUAUCUAUUCAACUGGUGGUUCUCCAUCUUCUGUAGCUGUUGGUGAUUUUAACAAUGAUACUCGACUGGAUAUCGUCGUUAAUAAUUAUGAUGACGACACUGUAAGUGUACUUCUCGGAUACGGCAAUGGUUCUUUUGCAAAUCAAACUAUCUAUUCUACUGGCAAUUCUCCAUAUUGUGUAGUUGUUGGUGAUUUUAACAAUGAUACACGACUGGAUAUCGUUGUUGUUAAUCCACAUGAUCACGCUCUGAAUAUACUUCUCGGAUAUGGCGAUGGUUCUUUUGCAAAACGAAUUACGUAUUCAACUGGUUCUUAUGCAUAUUCUGUAGCUGUUGGUGAUUUCAACAGCGACACACGACUGGAUAUCGUAGUUGCUAAUCAAAUUGACGACAGUGUGAGUCUAUUGCUUCAUUAUGCCAAAGGAUCUUUAGGAAAUGAAAUAAGAUUUGCGUCUGGCGAUGGUGCUCGCCUAGUAUAUGCCGCUGUCGAUGAUUUUAACAAUGACAUGGUGUUAGAUCUUGCGGUUGUUAAUUAUGGCACUAAUACAAUUGGUGUACUUGUUGGAGAUGGUAAUGGUUCCUUUUUAGACCAAAAAACGUUUCCAACAGGCACAAAUCCAUAUUCACUUGCCAUAGAUGAUUUCAAUAAUGAUGGUCAACGCGAUUUUGCUGUCGCUAAUUAUGGUAGUAAAAAUAUUGAUAUAUUUUUUGGAAAUGGAAAGGGAACAUUUACACAUCAAGUACUAGAUGCAUUUGGCUUGAUUUUCGCUCCUGUAGCUGUUCGUACCGGUGAUUUCAACAAUGAUAAACAAUCAGAAAUUAUUGUCGCAUAUGACAAUAUUGAUAAUAUUGAUAUAUUUGGUGCAUUUGAUACUAGCGCUUUUAGAGAUCAUAUUACGCAUUCAGCUGGCUCUUGGCCAUCUUCUGUAGCUGUUGGUGAUUUCAACAAUGAUACUCGACUGGAUAGCGUCGUUGCUAAUUACUAUGGCGACACUAUAAGUGUACUUCUCGGAUAUGGUAAUGGUUCUUUUGCAAAUCAAAUAACGUUUUCAACGGGCUUUGGGCCAUCUUCUCUCGCUGUUGGUGAUUUCAAUAGUGACACUCGCCCGGAUAUCGUCGUUGCCAAUGCGCGGGAUAACACUGUAAGUGUACUUCUCGGAUAUGGCAAUGGUUCUUUUGCAAAUCAAGCUACCUAUUCAACUGGUCGUUCUCCAUAUUUUGUAGUUGUUGGUGAUUUCAACAAUGACACCCGACUGGAUAUCGUUAUUGCCAAUGCGCGUGAUAACACUGUAAGUAUACUUCUCGGAUAUGGUAAUGGUUCUUUUGAAGAUCAAACAACGUUUCCAACGGACUUUGGGCCAGCUUCUCUCGCUGUUGGUGAUUUCAAUAGUGACACUCUACUAGAUAUCGUUGUUGGUAAUAAAGCUGAGAGCACUCUGAGUAUACUUCUCGGAUAUGGCAAUGGUUCUUUUGCAAAUCAAAUUACCUAUCUAACUGGCUAUUUACCAUCUUCUGUAGCUGUUGUUGAUUUCAACUAUGACACUCGACUGGAUAUCGUUGUUGCUAAUUAUUUUGAUAACACUGUAAGUGUACUUCUCGGAUACGGCAAUGGUUCUUUUGCAAAUCAAACUAUCUAUUCUACUGGCAGUUCUCCAUAUUUUGUAGCUGUUGGUGAUUUCAACAAUGAUACACGAGUGGAUAUCGUUGUUGCUAAUUCUGAUGACAACACUGUAAGUGUACUUCUCGGAUAUGGCAAUGGCUCUUUUGCAAACCAAACAACCUAUUCAACUGGUCGUUCUCCAUCUUCUGUAGCUGUUGGUGAUCUCAACAAUGACACUCUACUAGAUAUUGUGGUUGCUAAUGAAGGUAACAACACUAUAAGUAUAUUUGUCGGUUACUUCAAUAAGGUUUUCCAAUACCAAAUGACACUGAUAACUGGUAACAGAUCUGUUCCACAAUCAUUCGUCGUUGGGGAUUUUAACAAUGACACUUAUAUGGAUAUUGCUGUCGCGAAUUCAGGCUCCAAUAAUAUUGGUAUUUUUCUUGGAUUUGGCAAUAAUUCUUUUCUAAAUCAAACAACGUUUCCAACUGGUUCUGGCCCAUGGUCUUUAGCUGUUGCUGAUUUAAACAAUGAUAAUCGAUUAGAUAUUAUUGUUACUAAUAUUAAUGAUAGUAAUAUCAGUGUAUUUCUCGGUUAUGGCAAUGGAUCUUUUAUGAAUCAAACCAUAUAUUCAACUGGAAUUAAUGCUGAACCUUAUUCAGUUGCCUAUGGUGAUUUUAAUAAUGACGCUUUAUUAGAUAUUAUUGUCGCCAAUUAUCGUGCUAGUAAUGUAGUUAUAUUGUUUGGAUCUGGUGGUGGUAGAUUUACAGAUUCAAAAGUAUAUUUAGUUAGCUAUGGAUCUUUUCCAUUUUCUGUUGUUGUUGGUGAUUUCAACAAUGAUACAAAACUUGAUUUUGCGGUCGCAAACUACGGUACUGACAACUUGAAGAUUUUAUUACAGACUUGUUAA
Adineta steineri is the source of this 4203-nucleotide messenger RNA. NCBI's taxonomy places the organism in Eukaryota, Metazoa, Rotifera, Eurotatoria, Adinetida, Adinetidae. The record is from the annotation of a GenBank genome assembly.